Messenger RNA from Knipowitschia caucasica, 2799 nucleotides. The record is from the annotation of a GenBank genome assembly. NCBI's taxonomy places the organism in Eukaryota, Metazoa, Chordata, Actinopteri, Gobiiformes, Gobiidae.
AUGGCAGAUGGAGGAAGUGAUGAUGAAGUUAUUCAUCUCAGAAGUUUCAACAUUCACCGCAGUCAAGGUUCCCGGCGGCGGCGGCAGAGUCAAAGGGAGCUGAUCACUAUUUCUGAUGAUUCCGAUGACGAGUUUCUGCGACCUUCUAGUCCUGUUUAUGUUCCUGAUGACGAUGAUGUCAGCAUACUAGGGUGUAAAACUCCGGCUCGCAAACAAGUGAUUCGCCCAGCAGCAAAAUGGACUGGUUCUUCAUUUAACCAAAAUCAAGGAUUAAUGGAGCAUAAAGGGCUGAAUGAAGCUCAAAAUGACCCUUCCUCAUCUACUGCCUCUACCUCUAGAGAUACUAUAACCACUUCUUCUAUGCCGAGACCGGCCAUCCCACCAACAGAAGCAGCCCCGCAGUCUGGUAACUCGGGGGUUGGACAGCCUGCCCCUGCCCUUAGCCCUGGCCCUGGCCCCUCAACCACUCGUCCUACCCUUCACAUAGACUCACUGCGACAUGCACAGUCUGCUAAACAAACCUCAACAAUGGUGCAGGCUAAUGCCACCUCAUUAGGACCAAUUGAUGUCCGGCCAUGCACAUCUGGGCUCUCUCGGUCUGGAACCACGCCUCAAGCUAGUACCUCCAGUGCCUCAUGCCAGUCCUCUACACUGGCAGGCCCAGUGACACAGUUAAAGACUGGAACAGGAGUUGUAAGCCAAGGCAAUCCUCAGGCCAGCACUGCAUCUGCGCCACUACAGCCCAGCACCUCCAGGGAGGUACCUUCCAAUCUGACACAGACCAAGACUGUAGGGAUACUCGUGUUUCCCCAGCAGCCGAGGAGUCCAGUCUCUACUCUCAUCACACUGCCUCACAUACAGCACCCAGGCCCAUAUCCAAACAGACCUGCCCAAGUCCAAGACCCAGGGGCGGUCCCUGCGGUGGUGGAAGAUAUUCCUCGAAUAGAGGACGCACGGCCGGGUCCCUCUGCUCCAAGAGACAGACUGGUGCAACAGCCUGACGUUAAAGAGAUGGUCGCAAAAGUGUUGGAUCUAUUUCCUGAUGUCCAGGAAGCCUUUGUAGCAGAACUGAUAGUAAAGAAUAAUGUGAAAGACUUGAAUGUCAUUUGUAACCAGCUGUUGGAGAACCCUCAGUAUCCGCAAAGAGAGAUUGCAGCAGCAUCCAGUAUCCUCCUGGAACCUGGAGACGCCCAGCCUGAGGAGACUGAGGACCUGUUCGACUACUCUAAGCUGGCCAUUGUAGGACAUGGAGCUGUAAUGCAAGCUGCUGAUUUGCUUAUGGCGGAUUUCCGGAUGCUCAGCUGUCAAGACAUAAAGUGGGCCCUCAACGCCUUGAAGGGACACUAUGCAAUCACACGCAAGGCCUUAUGGGAAUCUCUGAAGAAGUGGCAGAACUCAGGUGAUCCAUCAGGGAAAAGGCGACGGAGCAGAACCUCCUCAGAGCGCCACUUCAUUGAUUUUCAUUUUGAACAUGGUUCUGUCAAACUUGAGAAGAGAAUGUACUACUUGGAACAAGACCGGCGGUUUUGCAGAACAUACAUUAAUCUUGAGCCGUCUGUGCAAAAGGAGCUUUCCUUUUAUCAACAGAAAGCCAAGGAAUGGGCAGAGCACGAGGACUUCCUGUUGGCUCUACAGGUCAAUGAGGAUGAGUAUAAAAAAGAUGGUCAGCUAAUUGAGUGUGGCUGCUGCUAUGGGGACUUUGCAUUUGAGAAGAUGACCCAGUGUUCUGAUGGUCAUCUAUUCUGUCAUGAGUGUCUGGUCAACUAUGCUCAGGAGGCUGUGUUUGGAUCUGGAAAGUCACAGUUGAGCUGCAUGAGUGCGAACUGCCCCUGCUCAUUUCCGGUGUGUGAGUUGAACAAAGUGUUGCCUGAGAAUAUACUGUGUAAAUACUACGAGCGGCAGGCGGAAGAGGCCGUCGCUGCCACCUGCGCCGAUGAACUGGUCAGAUGUCCGUUUUGUAGCUUUCCAGCCUUGUUGGAUAAAGGCAUCUCCAGGUUCAGCUGUCCCAACCCCCGCUGUCGCAAGGAGAGCUGUCGAAAAUGCAACGUGCAGUGGAAGGAGCACAUAGGGAAGACGUGUGAGCAGGUGCUGGAGCAGGACGAGAUCCGCAUGAGGGUGCUUUUUGAGGAGAGAAUGACUGCGGCACGAGUAAGAAAGUGCACAAAGUGUGGGACAGGCCUUGUGAAGUCCGAGGGGUGUAACCGAAUGUCGUGUCGCUGUGGGGGCUUCAUGUGUUACCUCUGCCGAGACGCCAUCAGUGGCUACAACCACUUUUGUCAGCACGCCCGCUCCCCCGGUGCACCCUGCCGCCACUGCCGCAAGUGCUCCUUGUGGACGGACCCCACGCAAGAUGACGAGCGAAUCAUUCAGGAGAUCCAGAAGGAAGGGGAGGCUGAACUCAAGAAGAAGAGUGCAGAUCAUUCAGGGAAGAGGGUCGGCCCCCCUCCAGAAGCGGCGGCUGAAGCCAAGCGUCCUCGUGUGGGACCUCCUCCAGACCCAGCGCCUGUGCCCAACCCGGUGGUUCCUAAUCAGCCACAGGCGGUGCAGGCUCCACUGUUUGUGCCUCCCCGUGGUCGGUAUGCCCACCCCCCCCUGGCUCCCCACUUAGAAGAGCGGGUGGUACUGCCCCGGAUCCUCCCUGAGCCCUAUGCCCCCCUACUGCAGCUGCAUAUGAACAAUAACCAGCAGCAGCAGAGGCGGCAACAACCUCCAGAUCCACAUCACUUCCUACAUCACCAUAACUGGGACAUGAUGCCAAUGCACUAUGGACCUCACCACCGCUACUACAGGCGAUUUUAA